AGUACCAAUUCGGACGUCAGAGCAAACGGUAAUCGGUCGGUAAAUAAAUAAAGUCAGUUUUCUUUACACAUUUCAAGGAGUUGAAAGUGAAAUCUUUGUCUUGCACGUGUAAAUACAAUUCGUCGUAAAUUUAAAUAAAUGCAAAUAUUAAACAUUUAAUUUCUGCUUGCAAGAGUGGCGAGUACAAUAAAAAUGUAAAAGCGAGUUAAACUAUUUGUGCAGUUAUUGGUGUUCGGCAAGUAAAGCUGGCAUUACAUAUUCGCUGCUGAAGUUUAGUUAAAUAAGCAGCCAUAUACUUACAUAUAUGUACCUCCAUGCAUACAAGUGCGUUUUCAAUGUUUUUUUUUUUAAUUAAACUAAGAAAAGUGUGAGGCAUCGAAAUAGCAAAAGAAGUUGAACGAAAAAUUCUUCUUGAAGUGUCGCACUUGUUUAGAAGUGCCAGCGCAAAGGGGCGUCAAGACAUUCGCGCCGCUGCGUUUCUUUCGCAGUCGCAGUGCGCUCGUGUGGGCGUCGUGCAUGUUGAUACGCGUGCAUGCGUGCGGCGCUUUGUGAUUUUCGCGCAUUUUCGCCUUUGCCAAACUGUUGAUUGUGAUUUGUCACGAUUCUGUAUGUACAUUCGCGCCGCGUUUGAUACACUUGGCGGUGUUUAGGAAACUUCUUGUGUCACUGCUGUUAUUAUUAAUUUAAACUCAGCUUAUUUGAGAUUUUGGUGGCUCAUGGGUAUUUCGCUUAUUUUUGCUUGAAUGAGGUGUGAUUUUUUAUAACAAUAAAUUCGCAAGUCAUUCAGUGAAUUAAGUGACAGAAGCAACGUGUUAACAAAAGGCGUGAGGAUUUGAAAUAUUUUAUGAUUGAAGUGUGGCUCUCAGUCACGGUGUACGAAAGGACUGCUUGAAUAAAUGAUAAAAUGUUGAACCACAAAUGCGCCAGCCAAUUAUGUUAAACGCUAAUUUGAAGGCAGAGCGAAGAAGCAGCCGCCACUGUUGAAGAGCGCAAAGGAAUUCUUGCCACGCAAGCGGAAAAAGGCAACGCAUACCAAUUAAAAUAUCAUUUAAUGAAAAACCAACAGAACGCCAGCGAUUCAAGUAAACAAAUGCAAUGCAUUCACAAUAAGAGCUGACCAUUCAAGUGGCGAAAAAAAGUUAAUCGAGUGAUUGCAUCGGUCAGUAAUUAGCAAUGGCGCGCAAAAACACACACGCACACACACAGGCACAUGCGCGCAUCAUUAUGUAAUAUGCAUAUAGAAUAAAUGUAUCAAACAUGAGAAAUGCGCAUAAAACCAAUUUGUUUAUGGCGAAUAAAAUAUUGAAAUGAAAAUAAAAUCAAACGCUCAAGUGCAUAUGUAAGUGUGUAUGUGUGUACAAUAACAAAACGGCAGUCACGUUGAAAUAAAUAAAAGCCAUUAAAAAAUUAUUAACAAAGUAAUUAAAAAGAGCACAGCUUGCGCGCGUAUGCCUGUAUAAUUGCGGCGGCCAUUUUGCCAUAAUUUAAUUAAAUACAAAUAAGGUGGCAACUCGAAAUUGUUUAUAAAGAGCAGCAGCUGGAGUUAAAAAGCGCCACAACGCUUUGUAUUGCUGCUUGCAACAGAAUUUUGUCAACAAUCAGUCGGUCAGGCGCAUAGACACACCAACACACACACACGCACACAUACGAGCGCGCUUGUGUGCUUGUCCAACUAUGAAACUGUAUCCGACCACAAUGUCAACGCGCCGCCUGGGAUGUGCCAGCCAAGUGACAUGCGUCGCCGCGCUGUUCUUGUGUCGCGUGCUCGUAAUUAUCGCGCUCAGCGAGCGGCUGUUGGCGGUCGGCGCGGGCAGCGGCGGCGGUAGUGGUGGCAGCGGAGGCGCCGGCGGCAGCAUCGGAAAUAAUGUUGACUCCGAAGAUCCUGAAUUUACGGAUGUCAUUGAUAAUAUUACAGUGCCAGCGGGCCGAAAUGUCAAAUUGGCGUGUUCUGUUAAGAAUUUGGGCUCAUACAAGGUGGCGUGGAUGCAUUUCGAACAAUCGGCCAUAUUGACCGUUCACAAUCACGUGAUCACGCGUAAUCCCCGCAUUAGUGUCACACAUGACAAGCAUGACAAACAUCGAACAUGGUUCCUGCAUAUCAAUAACAUACAGGAGGAGGACAAGGGCCGCUAUAUGUGCCAAAUAAACACGGUGACGGCGAAGACGCAAUACGGAUUUGUCAAAGUUGUUGUACCGCCGAACAUCGACGAUGCACUCACCUCCAGUGACGUCAUAGUGCGCGAAGGUGACAAUGUAACGCUGCGCUGCAAGGCGAAAGGUAGCCCGGAGCCAUCAAUUAGAUGGAGACGAGAUGACGGCAAUAAAAUUGUGAUCAACAAAACGAUGGAAGUGCUUGAAGUGGAUGGCGAAGCCUUGGAGCUGGAGCGCAUCUCCCGUUUGCACAUGGGCGCUUAUUUGUGCAUCGCCACCAACGGCGUGCCGCCCAGUGUCUCCAAGCGCAUCAAAGUCAGCGUUGAUUUUUCACCAAUGGUUUGGAUACCCCAUCAGCUGGUUGGCAUACCCAUGUAUUUCAAUAUCACGCUAGAAUGUUUCAUCGAAGCAAAUCCCACUUCGUUGAAUUACUGGACCCGUGAGAAUGAUCAGAUGAUUACAGAGUCCGCGAAGUACAAAACUGAAACACUGUCGGGGAACCCCUCUUACAAGGCAACCAUGCGUCUGACCAUAACGAAUGUGCAGAAGAGCGACUAUGGCAGCUACAAAUGUGUGGCGAAAAAUCCACGUGGGGAAAUGGAUGGCACCAUAAAGCUUUACAUGUCCAAUCCGCCAACGACGCUGCCACCGCCGACCACAACCACAACACGUCGCACCACAAUAGCGCCAGGCUGGGACGGCUUCAGCACGCCAAUUUAUGGCAUGAUGCCAACCAAUUCAGUGAUUGUCAUCGAUAAAAUGGGCACAAAGUACCAAUCAAACCUGAAUGAGAUUGGUAAAUCCGAACAAAAGCUAACCGGUGAGAAUCCAAAAGGCUAUGACUGGUCAAAGGAUAAAAGUGCGGCAGCAAGAAUGCAAUUGUGGCUGCCACAUGCAUGUUGCAACAGCAAUAAGCUAACGUACACACCACGAAUAUGUUGCAAUUAUGCAAUGCUAAUUGCAUUGGUCGGCAUGCUGCUGACGAUAUGGCUGCAGACGGCAAUGAUCAAAACAACAACAACAAAAAUGACGGCAACAACAAAAGCAGCAGUAGCUACCACUAUGGAUGUAGCAAGUGCAACUGCUGCCGACAGUGCAACGAACAUGAAAGCUGUAAGCGCAUCAACAACAGCAACAGCAUCCACAAAAACGACAGCAACAGCAACAGCAACAGUGGUAUUAAGUGCAGCAGAUUGCAAAACAAUACGAAAAGAGUUCACCACAAAUGAGCGUGCACUCAUGCACACACCACUACACAUGCACAAUGAUAUGCGUAGCAUAAGCAUAGCCUAUAAGCAGGCGUAAGAACUUAUUUUUCGAUUGCAUGCGGCGAAAAAUCAAAUUUCUGUAUUAACACUAGCAAACAAACAAAAAAAAAGCACUAACAGCACACACACACACAUACACACGUAUGCAUUCAUCACCCUAUCAGUUUUCAGUAUCAGCUUUACUUAUAAAUUUCACUGCUUAUUGGCGUAUUUGCAUGAAUGAAACUCAAAAGGGAAGUGCAAAGUUUUUGUGCUGUGUAAGUAGAAACAUAUUUUUGGUUUAUUUUUAUUUUUUAUAAUAUUCCUAAAUUAUUUUAUUAUAUGCAUUUAUUUGUAUUUAUUGUCUGAUUAUUUUAACAUUUAUUUUUUUAUUUUUUAUUUCAAUUUUUUCUGUGCCCUUUUUAUUGCUUUACUGCAUUAUUUCAAAUGUCCCUCAUUAUUUUCUUUUACUUUUAUGUCUUGUGACCACACAAUACUCAAAAAUUAACUCUCUAACAUUUACUCUCCUCUUCAGUCUCCACAUUUUUUUUUCAUUUUCACCGCUUCUUUUAUUUUGAGUUCUUAACCGCUGCUAACACGAAAUAUCGCUAAAAAAAAACGUAAAUCAUAAUAAGACACCACUCACAGCAACAACUUUCAAUGCCAAAAGACAUAUGUGCCAAUUGUUUCAAAUAACAAAAACAACAACAUAAACGAAUUAUGCUAAAGAAGAAUGUGUAAAUAGUAUACAAGUACGAGUAUAUCCAAUAUAUUAUAUUAUAUGUUUAUGUAAUAUACUAAACCUUUAAAAAAGAUACUACAUAUUAAUAAAUAUAAAUAAUAAAUAAUAAAUUAAUAUAAACAUAUAUAUAAAUAAAUAAAUAAACAAACAAACAAAAAAGCUUAAAUUUAUAAUGUAAAAAAUACAAAUUAUUAUGUAUUAAUGCACACGCAUGCGUAUAGAAAUCUUAGCUUAAGCAGCAACCGAAGCAUUACAGCAUAAAAAAUGCUUGAAAGUAGCUAACACACGCAUAUACAACAACAAAAAUGAAAGAUCAAAUUCAAGAGUUGUUAGACUUGUGUUUUCUGCUUUAUCCUGAAAAUCUUGAAAUUAAGUAGGUUAAUACAAUUUCAGUUUAAUUCCAAAGAAUUUUUUAAGAGGCACACCGCGCAAGACGGUCUACAAAAACCGUUUUUUGAAAAAUAAAAAAUACUGCAUAAAUUGUUUUAAAAUUUUAAGGGUAUACAAUAUACGUUUUUUAUUAAAAAAAAAAAAAUAUUAUUUAAAAAAAAAUUUAUUUUUUUAAGAAAAAAAUUUAUAUUUUCCGAGUACUCGAGAUCUCGAUAUCUCCGACGGCGCUAAGAAAAAUUGCCUGCACUACUACAAUAAUUCUAGCCUUCUCCGUGCAUGCAACUUAUACAAAAAUUUUCGACUAGAAGAUAUUCUUCGUACAGUGAUUUAAGAACAAAAACAAAAGUGGACAAAAUUGUAGCAAUUUUUAAAAAAAUUUUAAUUUUGCCUAACAUUUUGGUGGUUUUAGGUUAACCAAAAUUCCAUUUUUAAUCAGAUCAAAAAUUGCUAGAACAUUGUGUGAAGAACUAUAUUCAAGUAUGUACGUUUAUAUAGAACAAGCAGACAAUUUUUAUAGUUACUGUUUAUAACAUAUAUAUCUGAGUAAUCACUUAAGCAAAUUUGAAAGAUGUAUGACUGAAACGCGCGGCUUCAUUUUAAAAAGCUGUAACUCAAAAACUAUUUAAGAUAUUAUUUAAAAUUUCAGUAUGUUAUUUUUAAAAGUAUAAACUAUCAAAAUUUGAAAAAUAAUCGAUUUUUUUAUUUUCACACCAGGUUUGCCCCUUAAUAGAACUUGCGCGAUUGCUCUGCUAUUAACAGAUUAAAGAUUGUGCUCACUAUCUUCUCAAAUUAUCACUAUUUACUCUUUUAAAAUUCAGUAUUUUUUCACGUUUCUUAUAUGCUCUGUGUUAAGACGAAAUUCGUCUAUGAUUUGUCUUCGUUUCUUUACACUGGGAGCGGGAGAAAUCUAUUUAUGAAUUGUGUAUUAAGUUCAAAGUCUUACCUACAGAUUACUCUACGCCUUGGCGCGUCGAUGCUAUUGAUAGAUAUCUUUCUCAAAUCAUCUACAUGAGCAUACAAAAGCCCUAACAAGUAAAUAGCUACAUUUUGGAUGAAUUUUAAUGGAUAAGUUUCAAUUACUAUUAGAUCAUUUCAAAGAAAAUUUUAUUUUGUACUCUAGCUCAACUUUUUGCCUUCAGCUCUCUUUUUUUAAUCCAGUUGAGCCAUUCAAGUUUCUUUACAGUUUUUAGCAGAAUUUCAUCAAAAGCAAUUGCUGUGAUUUUAACCAGAAAUAUUUUUUUUUUUUUUAGUUUUCAUAAGACUGGUGAUGUUUGCAUUUUCAGUGGGUAAAUUCCCAUGAGCUAUGAAAGUGCAACUCCUCUACUACCGUAGACGUAAUUUGUCUGCUUACGAUUUCCAAAAACCAUACACAGACUUUUCUGAAAGCACCUUGCUACUGUUAAGACUAAGCUACUAAGAGUGGUCGUGGAAUCAGAGUAGGUCAAGAUUUCCGCAUGUUUCUCGGGCAAUGGAUUAUUUUUUUUUUUCAUAGUGAUGUAAGACACUCUUUCUGUUGUGGUUAGUAUCGAACUGCCGCUUCGAAUUUGUUGAAUUUAGAUAUUCACUGGGGGAAAAGUUCAUCAUAUUCUUUGUGAGAGAUUCGUUUAGUUUAUGAAUCAUAAGUUCAGUUUACUGCCGCUUAAUCAUCGAAGUUGUAGAUCCUGUUGAAAAUCCAACGCAAUUAACUUUCGGGUUCGUUCAUACAAUGGUAGUCAAGCUAAUACAAUUUCGGUUUUUUAAGGUAUAAAUUUGUUUCUGCCAACCACAACUAACCACUUCAUAUCUGAAAAGUCAUAAGUAUACCUAAUUUACUUUUCUAUUCAUAUCAACUGGGUAUUUUGAAAAUAUGUCACAGCCCUUGAGUUUUUUUCGUUUUACACUCUAAAUAUACACACAUCUGCAGCAACAACAUAAAUACAACAACUAAUAAUUCUUUCUGAAAGUACGAAGCCUUGAGCGUCGCAUACAAGUAAUUCAUGCAUGGUUGUGCGUGUGAAGUGAAUAUUUUGCUUUUUGCAUGAAGCGGUAAAAAUAAAAUAGUCAUAAAAAUCAAAAAAAACUAAUAAUAAUAAUAAAAUAGAAACUUAAAAAUAAUUAAUAAAACUAACUAAAAUAUGAUAAUAAAAAAUAGUUGACUAAAUUGUUGAAGAAUUAUAUUCAAAACUAAAAAAAAAGUUAGAAUAAUAAUAUAAAUAAUAUAAUAUAUAAGAUUAGAUAUUAUAACAUCAAAAAAAAUAAACAAAAAAUAAAAAAAUUAAAUAAAAGUUAAUACCUGGAAGCUAAAUGAAACUAAAAAAAUAUGCAUGCUUAAGAGUAAGCAAACUAAACAUGCGCAGACUCGGAUAGCAACCACUUGCAUAUACAUACAUACAUAUAUAUUGCAGAGAGUACUACUGGAUAUAUAAUUACAAAUAGCGGUUACUAAAAGUUAAACAAAAAAGAAAUAUGUUUAUUGCAAUUAGAGUAGUAAGCUAUGCUAGUAAGUACACACACACACACAUAAUUACACAAAUGUGUGCCAAUAUGAAAUAGAGACGCUUAUAAGAACAGAUCAUAUAGACGCAUACAUACAUUCAGAUGUAUAAAUAUAUAAAAUAAUUGCAUGAAUUAUUAAAAAUAAAUAAAAAGUUAUAAAAAAAUGAAAUUUGAAAUAAAAACUUUAAAAACCAAUGAAAAAUGCAUUAGUGUGUGUUAAUGGCAAUCAAACAUGCUUUAUCUGCACUGUGGAGACUGAAAGCGUGUAGCAAGAAGUAAGUCACUU
This is a messenger RNA of Bactrocera oleae (olive fruit fly), 7291 nucleotides long. Lineage: Eukaryota; Metazoa; Arthropoda; Insecta; Diptera; Tephritidae. The record is from RefSeq and is a predicted model, not a curated record.